Molecule: messenger RNA, 3051 nt
Organism: Microcebus murinus (gray mouse lemur)
Lineage: Eukaryota; Metazoa; Chordata; Mammalia; Primates; Cheirogaleidae
Source: RefSeq, a predicted model, not a curated record
GGGGCUGGCAAAGGAGCGGCCGGUGGUGUGGGGACUCCCUGGUGACCUGGGGGCCACCGUCCUGCCCCAUGUCUUUGCAGAGCUUGUCGGGAAGAGUGAAGCACCUGAAGGAGCGGAUGUCUAAGGCCCAGAGAAGGCGGAGCACGCUUUCUUCCCAACGCCGUCCGAACCCAGAAAUAAUCUUCUGCCAGGAACAGCCGCUGCUGUUGGACAGCCAAGCGCCAAGACAAAUGAUGUCUACCCCAAACUGCCAGGCCACAGGGGACAAGGAGGCCGAUUUCCUCUCCAAUGGCUUCGACUUCCUAAAACUGAAGGAUGAGCUGUCACCUGGAAACCAGAGCGAAGCCAGUGCAAAGGGGUCCGAGAACAGCCUGUACAGCCGGUACGAGGAGGAGGUGCGCCCCUGCAUCGACCUCGUGGACUCCCUGCGCGCGCUGGGCGUGGAGCAGGACCUGGCCCUGCCGGCCAUCGCCGUCAUCGGGGACCAGAGCUCGGGCAAGAGCUCCGUGCUGGAGGCGCUGUCGGGGGUCGCCCUCCCCAGGGGCUCCGGAGUGACCACCAGGUGUCCCCUGGUGCUGAAGCUGAAAAAGCAGCCAAGUCAGCUCGGCUGGGCGGGAAGAAUCAGCUACCAGAAGACGGAGCUGCAGCUGCAAGACCCCUCUGAGGUGGAGAGGCAGAUUCUCCAAGCCCAGGUGGCUUUGGCCGGGAAUGGCACUGGCAUUAGCCACGAGCACAUCAGUCUGGAGAUCAGCUCCCCCGAGGUUCCGGAUCUGACCAUCAUCGACCUUCCGGGCAUCGCCAAUGGCACUAUGGGCGACCAGCCCCAGGACAUCAGACACAAGAUCAAGGUGCUGAUCAAGAAUUACAUCCAGAGGCAGCAGACCAUCAACCUGGUGGUGGUCCCCUGUAACAUGGACAUCGCCACCACGGAGGCGCUGAGCAUGGCUCAGGAGGUGGACCCCAGUGGGGACAGGACCAUAGGGGUUCUGACCAAACCUGAUCUAGUGGACGGGGACGCCGAAAAGAGGGUUCUGGAUGUGGUCCGGAACCUCACGCACCCUCUCAAGAAGGGCUACAUGAUCGUGAAGUGCCGGGGCCAGCGGGAAGUCACGGACAAGCUGAGCUUGGCAGAGGCAACCAAGAGAGAAAUGAUCUUCUUCCAAAUGCACCCACAUUACAGAGCUCUGCUGGAGGAGGGGAAGGCCACGGUGCCCCGCCUGGCGGAGAGACUCACCGCCGAGCUCGUCGCCCACAUCAAGAAAUCACUGCCCCUGCUGGAAUAUCGGCUCCGGGAGUGCCACCAGAGGGCAAUGGAAGAGCUGCGCUGCUACGGGGCCGAGGUCCCCCAAGAGGACAGCAACAGGAAGUUCUUUCUCAUUCAGAAAAUCAAGGUGUUCAAUCAGGACAUCGAGAAGCUGGUGGAAGGCGAAGAACCCGUGAGGGAGAACGAGACCCGCUUAUACAACAGAGUCAGAGAGGAGUUUAAAAGCUGGGUGAACGCCCUCACGGCCAAUACCCAGGAAGUUAAAACUAUUAUUCAUGAGGAAGUCACAAAAUACGAAAAGCAGUAUCGUGGCAAGGAGCUUCUUGGAUUCAUCAACUACAAGACGUUUGAGACCAUCGUGCAUGGGUACAUCCAGCAGCUGGAGCAGCCCGCACUGGACAUGCUCCAGAGAGUGGUCGAAAUUGUCCGCGAAGCUUUCAUGGACAGGGCCAAGAAACAUUUUAUCGAGCUAACCAACCUUCGACAAGUAGUCCAGUACCACAUUGACGAAACCAGAAGGAAGCAGGCAGAAAAGGCAGAAAAGAUGAUCCUGCUUCAGUUCAAAAUGGAGCAGCUGGUUUUUUGCCAAGAUCAGAUUUACGGCGUGGUUCUGAAGAAAGCCCGGGAAGAGGAUCUCCAUCCGCUGGAGAAUGGGCCGGAGGAUAUUCAGCUGGAUACGAUGGCGUCAAACAGCCAGUGCGCGACUUCCGCCAUCACGGAAAUAGGUGUCCACCUGAACGCGUACUUCUUGGAAACCAGCAAGCGUCUCGCAAACCAGAUCCCAUUCAUAAUUCAGUAUUUCAUGCUCCGAGAGAAUAGUGACUGGUUGCAGGAAAACAUAAUGCAAAUAAUACAGGAAAAAGAAAACUAUUCCUGGUAUCUUCAGGAACAGAGUGAGACCGCCAUGAAGAGAAAAUUCCUCAAGGAUAGACUCCACCGGCUCACUAAGGCGCGGCAGGGACUCUACAAAUUCACCACGGAACAGUGCCAGUGAAGGGCCGCAGUGCUUGUGGCUGUUUCCUUACGUGCAUUCGUCCAUUGCGAGAGGGAGUGGUGGAGAAUGUUGCUCCUGCUUUGGGGCCAGCCUCGUGUGCUGCUGGCUGUGUCUGUCUUUGCUGUGCUACCCUCCGCACCAGAGCUGAUAGCUGGGUCCCCCUGGGCUUAGCUGUCACCUCCACCAAGGUCUUCUCUGACCUCCACGGAGAGGCGGCUCUCGGGUCUUGGCCCCACGGCACACAGCCACAGCAUCAGAUACUGCUGCCAUGCUUCGCUAGUUUGUGCUUGUGCCCCACCCCCUCGUUAGAUUAUGAGACCCCAGAGGGGAAAGGUCUGUAUCAUAUUCUCCUCUUGUAUUUCCAGCAUUGUGCACAGCACCUAGCACAUGGUAACCGCGUCCUAAGUGAUAGCUCACGGAACACAGGAGUACUGUGGAGUGACGGAGAUGCCUGAGGCUAUGGCUUAAGUCCAGGCCCUGGUCACCCAGGGUCCCUCAGCUGGUCGCUUUCAGAUACAUCUGGCCAUGCCACCUGCUUCCCAUCACUCGCUGAAAUCGUGAUUACCAGUCCCUGCCCCCUGCAGAAAUGAGCCCGAGCGACACUGUUUUCCCCAGUUGCUUCCGCACAGCAAUGAGCUUCCAUUGCUUCCUUUAAGUCUUGAAGAGGAAUUUAAUAAGCAGAAACUUAAAAAAAGAAAAAAAAAAAUAUAUAUAUAUAGCGCUUCACACCCGUAAUCAUGUCUAGAUUUGAGAACUGUGGGUGAUUUUAUUUUCUUCUCCAUGCUUUCCUGUA